Messenger RNA from Acanthoscelides obtectus, 543 nucleotides. Lineage: Eukaryota; Metazoa; Arthropoda; Insecta; Coleoptera; Chrysomelidae. The record is from the annotation of a GenBank genome assembly.
AUGAAUGAGAAUGAGAUGGCGAUUAAUCUAUUCAGGAAGCAAAUCGGAGACAAGCAAAGUCAAAUUAGUUUUUAUGAGAGACACAUCGUGGAAUUGCAAAACAAGAAGGAUGAAAUAAUGAAUUCUAGUGGUGGUGCCGGAGGUGACAAUAUUUCUGGUUCUAUAAAGGAUCUUCAAGACAGACUAAGUUCAAAAGAUGAAGAAAUUAUAAAGUAUCAAACGCUAUUGAAAGUCGACAGAGACAAGCAUAGUUUAGCAGCUGCAAGUUUGCAAGAAGAGCUACAAAAGCUGAAAGCCUGCCUUCUGGAGGAAAAGCAUAAGAAUGAAAGUCAGAAAGAGACAUUUGCAAAACAGCAACCCAAUAGAGCUGCUUUGGAACAGUAUAUUUCACAGGUGCAUGCACUGGAAAAGCACACCUCAGAGUUGCAUACCAAGAUAUCAAGCUUGGAAGCCCAACUUCAAUCCAGCAGAGAAGAGAACGUGAGGUGGAUGUCUUUGGCCAAUGACAGACUCAAAGCCAUGGAGGAACUGCGAAACAGGUGA